AUGGUGGCCUCCGCAGGGCUGGUGGCUGCCGUGGUGGCUUCAGAGGGGAUGAUGGCCACCGUCGUGGCUUUGGAGGGGCUGUGCCCGGCUCCCCUGGGGAUGUGGGGGUGCUUUGGGGGUGCCGUGACCCUCGGGCAUCCAUCCCGGCUCUCGCUGAUGCUGCCGUGCCCCCUGCAGGUGGGGGACGCGGAGCCCGAGCUGGGCGCCGCCGACAACUGGAUCGGUGUCGUGCCGGUGGGUGAGGAGCCGGGUGAGGUUCCCUGGGGUGCUAAGGAGGAGUCCUUCACCGCCGCCGUUGUCAGCAAGAUGAAACGAGCCCUGGUGCUGGGGGCGUCAGCCCUGCUCAUCCUGGCACUGAACCAGAACACCAUCCGGGAGCUGGAUGUUCCCCAGUUUCUUGCCAAGCCUGUGAUCGUGAUCCAGUCCUCAGACAACGUCACCAAGCUGCUGGGAGCGCUGCUGCGCGGGCUUCAGGCUACGGCGAAGAUCACAUACCAGGCGGUGCUGCUGGAGAACCUGGGAGUGACCCUCACCUUGUGGUCGACCUGCGGUCUCUCCCGAGGGGGCCUCUACGGGGAGUGGCAGGGGGUCAUCUGCACGGGGGAGAACAGCUCGCAGGUCCAGAAGUACUUACAGCAGCUGUGGAACGCCAUCCUGCUGAUCGCCCUGCUCCUCUGCACCGGUGUCAUCGUGCAGGCUCAGCGGCAGUCGCGGCAAGACCCGUUGGAGCAGGAUGCCGAGCUGGAUCUGAAGCAGCACAUUCGGCGGCGGCUGUCGGCGCUGAAAACCCGGCGGUACCAUCCCAGCAAAACGCUCCGGAGCCAGGCCUGCGAGAUAGAUAGCUGCGCCGUCUGCUUGGACCAGUUCCACAAGAGCCAGUGGCUGCGGGUGCUGCCCUGCUCCCACGAAUUUCACCGGGACUGCGUGGACCCCUGGCUGCUCCUGCAGCAAACCUGCCCCCUCUGCAAGCGCAACAUCCUGGGGAACCUCUGCACGGAGAGCUAGCUGGCCUGAGGGAUCCACUCCAGGGACAGACCCGUCACCGCUCCGGGGACAGGGAGGGGGGGCGGGGGGUGCUCGACAAAGCAGCACUCGCUGCCGGAGUGGGGGACAGCGCGGCUGUGCCUGUUGCAGCACCCAGCCCAUUGGAAAGCGAAGGAUCUUGGGGUUCUUCCUGCAGGGCGUGAGUAGAGGGGUGGGGGGG
Egretta garzetta (little egret) is the source of this 1204-nucleotide messenger RNA. It is a transcript of the gene RNF215, whose product is annotated as ring finger protein 215. The transcript is spliced from 10 exons. Gene Ontology annotation, biological process: ubiquitin-dependent protein catabolic process. Gene Ontology annotation, molecular function: ubiquitin protein ligase activity. The record is from RefSeq and is a predicted model, not a curated record. The coding region runs from base 1 to 1005 and encodes 334 amino acids. NCBI's taxonomy places the organism in Eukaryota, Metazoa, Chordata, Aves, Pelecaniformes, Ardeidae.